CUUUUGGGGUGCUGUCCUCCAUAAACCCCACAGAAGAAGAAGAGGAGGAAGAACGUUGUCGAUUAAGAGGAAUGUUUAAGAGCUGAGUGAGCUGUGACUUACAUCUAAAACCAGUCUCCCUGGGGAGAGAGGGGAGGGGACCACUGCCUCUAAAAUGAGUCUCUCUGGGGAGAGAGAAGAGACCACUGCCUCUAAAAUGAGUCUCUCUGGGGAGAGAGAGGAGAACACUGCCUCUAAAAUGACUCAAGACACCAGUUCUAAGAGUGUCCAGAAGCCCAGAGCAGAGUCCCCUACAACCAGCCUGGUAUCAAUGAAGAGUGAUCAGCCACCUGCUUUCAGCCAGGAACCAUUACCAGAUGACAAUAAUGAAGUGGAGAUUUUGGACAGUGAGGAUGCAUUAAAGAUCACACACAACCUUCUGGUCAGAAGAAGUCAAUCUCUGCUGACAGUCCAACAAGACAUUAAGGCUAAACUGAAACACAAGUAUCAACACAUAUCUGAAGGAAUUGGACACCAUGGAAACCAAAGUCUGUUAAAGGACAUCUACACAGAGCUCUACAUCACAGAGGGUGGAAGUGGAGGGCUCAAUAAUGAACAUGAGGUUAGACAGAUAGAGAUGGCAUCCAAGAAACAAACCACACAAGAGACACCAAUCAAAUGCAACGACAUCUUCAAGCCUUUACCUGGACAAGACAAACCUAUCAGAACUGUGCUGACCAAAGGAAUCGCAGGCAUUGGAAAAACAGUCUCUGGGCAGAAGUUCAUCCUUGACUGGGCAGAGGGAAAAGCAAAUCAGGACGUUCAUUUCAUGUUUCCUCUUCCUUUCCGUGAUCUGAACCUGAAAAAGGACCAAUACAGUCUGAUGCAACUUCUUUCCCACUACUUCCCAGAGCUGAAAGAGAUUGACAGCAUUGAAGAUGGUGAAACCAAAACUGUUUUAAUUUUUGAUGGUCUGGAUGAGUGUCGACUUCCUCUAGACUUCAAAAACAAUGAGAAGUGCUGUGAUGUCACGAAGCCAACCUCAGUGGAUGUGCUGCUGACAAACCUCAUCGAGGGGAAUCUGCUUCCCUCUGCACUCCUCUGGAUAACCACACGGCCUGCAGCAGCCAAUCAGAUCCCUCCUGAGUGUGUUGACCAGGUGACAGAGGUACGAGGGUUCAAUGAUCCACAGAAGGAGGAGUACUUCAGGAAGAAGAUCCCAGAUCAGAAUCUGGCCAAUGAAAUCAUCAAACACAUGAAGACAUCAAGGAGCCUCCGCAUCAUGUGCCACAUGCCAGUCUUCUGUUGGAUAUCAGCCACUGUCCUUGAGAUGAUACUGAAAGACGCAGAGAAGGAUGAAGUCCCCAAAACUCUGACCCAGAUGUACUUACACUUCAUGCUCAUCCAAAUCAUUGUGAAGAACAGGAAGUACAACAAAGCCACAGAGACAAACCCAAAGGAACUGUCACAGUCAGACAAAGAGAUGAUCCUGAAACUGGCAAAGCUGGCUUUCCAACAGCUGCAGAAGGGCAACCUGAUCUUCUAUGAGGAGGACCUGAGAGAGUGUGGCCUUGAUGUCACAGAGGCAUCAGAGUACUCAGCAUUGUGUACAGAGAUCUUUAAAGAGGAAUCUGGGCUGUACCAAGAGAAGGUCUACAGCUUUGUGCAUCUGAGCAUUCAGGAGUUUCUAGCAGCAGUGCAUGCUUUAGAAUCAUGUCUGGACAAGAAGGAAAAUGUUUUCUCCCCCACGAGUGAUGAUGACGAGAAAGAGUCAUUCCAGUUGUCUGACUUACACAGGACAGCAGUGGACCAGGCCUUGAACAGUGAGAAUGGACACCUGGACCUGUUCCUCCGCUUCCUUCUGGGUCUCUCACUGGAGUCCAAUCAGAAUCUGUUACGAGGCCUUCUGACACCGACAGGAAGGACAACACAGACCAGUGAGGAAACAGUUGAGAGAACAGUCAGGUUCCUUUCAGACAAGAUAAACCAGGAAUCCUCACCAGAAAGGAUCAUCAACUUGUUUCACUGUCUGAAUGAACUUGGUGCCAACUCUCUUGUUGAAGACAUGCAGACCUCCCUGCAUUCAGGAACUCUUUCAGAAACAAGACUAAAACCUGACCAAUGUUCAGCCCUGGCCUACCUGUUACUGAUGUCAGAGGAGGUGCUGGAGGAGUUUGACCUGAAGACAUACAACACAUCAGAGAAAGGUUAUCAGAGGUUGCUGCCAGUAGUGAAAACCUGCAAGAGAGCACUACUGGAUGGCUGUAAACUCACAUAUAAAUCCUGUGAGACUCUGGCCUCAGCUCUGCAGACACCAAACUCCCCCCUGAGAGAACUGGACCUCAGCUACAAUGACCUGGGAGACAGAGGAGUAGAGCUGCUCUGUGUUGGACUAACCAGUCCACUAUGCAACAUACAGACACUAGUACUGGUUGACUGUAAAAUCACACAUGAAUCCUGUGAGACUCUGACCUCAGCUCUGCAGACACCAAACUCCCCCUUGAGAGAACUGAACCUCAGCAACAAUGACCUGGGAGACAGAGGAGUGGAGCUGCUCUGUGUUGGACUAACCAGUCCACUCUGCAACAUACAGACACUAGUACUGGCUGACUGUAAAAUCACAUAUGAAUCCUGUGAGACUCUGGCCUCAGCUCUGCAGACACUAAACUCCCCCCUGAGAGAACUGGACCUCAGCUAUAAUGACCUGGGAGACAGAGGAGUGGAGCUGCUCUGUGUUGGACUAACCAGUCCGCUCUGCAACAUACAGACACUAGUUCUUGGUCAGUGUGGUCUGACAGAGGGUUGCUGUUCAGAUCUGUCCUCAGUCCUGAGUUCACCCAACUCACAACUGAAACAUCUGGAGCUGAGAGACAAUGACCUGCAGGACUCAGGAGUUACACUGCUGUCUGCUGGACUGGAGGAUCCAGACUGUAAACUACACACACUGGGGCUAUCUGGCUGUCUGGUCACAGAGGAGGGCUGUGCUGCUCUGUCUUCAGCUCUGAGGUCAAACCCCUCCCACCUGAAAGAGCUGGACCUGAGCUACAAUCACCCAGGAGACUCUGCAGGGGGACUGCUUUCAGCUGCUCUGGUGGAUCCCACAUAUAAACUGAUGAAGCUGAAUGUGGAUCAUGGUGGAGAGUGCAGGCUGAAAUCAGGGCUGAGGAAAUAUGCCUGUUAUCUCACCCUGGACCCAAAUACAGCACACCCAAACCUGAUACUGUCUGAGGGGAACAGGAAGGUGACACGGGUGGUGGAGGACCAGCAUUAUGAAGACCAUCCAGACAGAUUGGAUCAUCCCCAAGUUCUCUGCAGAGAAGGCUUAUCUGGAGGUCGUUAUUACUGGGAGGUGGAGAGGGAUGGUGACGGGGCUUUCAUUGGUGUGGCGUACAAAGGAAUGAAGAGAAAGGGACGGGAGGAUGACCGUAGGAUUAGACACAAUAAGGAGUCCUGGUGUUUAGUCUGCUAUGAUAGUGCUUAUAACUUUUACCAUAAUGGAGUCAUCAGAUACACUCGAUCAGAUUCUUGUCCUGAUUCUGACAGAGUUGGAGUGUAUCUGGACUGGCCAGCUGGUACUUUGUCCUUCUAUAGUGUGUCCUCCUCUGGUACACUGACACACCUUCACACAGAACACACCACAUUCACUGAACCCCUCUAUCCUGGGUUUAUAAUGUACUCCUCUGACUACACCUCAUUGACCCUGUGUCAGAUCGAUGACCAACACAUUCAGAGAGACCAUGGUGGAGAGAGUUGGAUCAGGCCUGGACCUGAGGACACCAGAGACCAUGGUGGAGAGAGUUGUAUCAAGUCUGGACCUGAGGACACCAGAGACCAUGGUGGAGAGUGUUGGAUCAAGCCUGGACCUGAGGACACCAGAGACCAUGGUGGAGAGAGUUGGAUCAGGCCUGGACCUGAGGACACCAGAGACCAUGGUGGAGAGAGUUGGAUCAGGCCUGGACCUGAGGACACCAGAGACCAUGGUGGAGAGAGUUGUACCAAGCCUGGACCUGAGGACACCAGAGACCAUGGUGGAGAGAGUUGGAUCAGGCCUGGACCUGAGGACACCAGAGACCAUGGUGGAGAGAGUUGGAUCAGGCCUGGACCUGAGGACACCAGAGACCAUGGUGGAGAGAGUUGUAUCAAGCCUGGACCUGAGGACACCAGAGACCAUGGUGGAGAGAGUUGUAUCAAGUCUGGAACUGAGGACACCAGAGACCAUGGUGGAGAGUGUUGGAUCAAGCCUGGACCUGAGGACACCAGAGACCAUGGUGGAGAGAGUUGUAUCAAGCCUGGACCUGAGGACACCAGAGACCAUGGUGGAGAGAGUUGGAUCAAGUCUGGACCUGAGGACACCAGAGACCAUGGUGGAGAGAGUUGGAUCAAGUCUGGACCUGAGGACACCAGAGACCAUGGUGGAGAGAGUUGUACCAAGUCUGGACCUGAGGACACCAGAGACGUUGGUGGAGAGAGUUGUACCAAGUCUGGACCUGAGGACACCAGAGACCAUGGAGGAGAGAGUUGUACCAAGUCUGGACCUGAGGACACCAGAGACCAUGGUGGAGAGAGUUGUACCAAGUCUGGACCUGAGGACACCAGAGACCAUGGUGGAGAGAGUUGGAUCAAGCCUGGACCUGAGGACACCAGAGACCAUGGUGGAGAGAGUUGUAUAAAGUCUGGACCUGAGAAAUGGAUUCCUCAGAGCUGUAAGACUUGUGACCAUGUUGAGGACUCCACACACUGGCUUCAGAUUGAACCCUUGACUUCCACUGUCCAGGGAGUGACAAUGUUCAGGCACAGGACAGCCAAAGGGAGUUAUGAGUGCACAGUGUCUGGCCUCCGCUGGCUGUGUGAGAGAGAUGUCAUUCUGAAGUAUCACUUCAGGAACUGGGAACCCUACAGUCAACUUCUGAAAGACAUGCAGUACACACAAGGUGGUCCAUUGCUGGACAUCACUAUGGAGUUAGGUGAACUGGAGGAAGUUCGUCUGCCACACUUUGUCUGUUUAGGGACCAACCCUUCCCUGAGGAAUGAGAUGAAGAUUCUUCAUGUAGAGGAACAUGGAGUGUCUUUAGAGGAAGUGCAUGAGGUCACCAGAUUCCAUGCUAAGAUUCUCCAUCCCAAGUUCUCAGCUAUCUCUCUGAUACUGAGAUUACUGUCUUGGAACGUAGAUGUCCACUGUGAGCUGAUGCUCUAUCUGUCAGUGAUGAAGGAAACACUAAUUCCACGCCUAUACCUGUUCCCCAGUAACCCCGGCCAGAUACAGGUUGUGGAACAACAGGAAACAAAGUUUCAAGGGUCUAAAAGGAUUCCCAUCACAAGACCAGAGCGGUCCUUCAAACUGAAUUGUUACUUCAGACUGAACAUUCCCUGUUCUACUGCCAUCAAUCCACCGAGGAUUCAUCUCAUACAAAGAGACACCACACCAAGCUUUUUCAAGGCGGUUGUGAAAAUGACAGGGAUUGACAUUGAGAUGGAGUUAUUCAGUGAUGAUGAGAGGACAGUAUGGACAGAAAUAGUAUCACGAGAUGAAUACUAUCAGAACCAAGCAUUAACACUCUCUGGGAUUCCUGCUGAGGAGUUUCUGAAGCAACACAGGGCUGAACUCAUUCAGGGAGUCAAAAACACAAUGCCAAUAGCAGAUGAUCUGUUGUCAAAGAGCAUGAUUGGUGAUGAAGAGUACUCCAGAAUAAAAGCUGAAACAACUGAACAGGAGCGAAUGAGAGAACUACUGAAUGCAGUCCUCCCUAAAGGACCAGAAGUGAUGGGAGCUUGUCUCAAAGCUCUCAGUGAACAUGAACGACAUCUUGUUAAGUACUUGAGAGAAUCUAGCACCUAAUCUGAAGAUGCUGAGGCCUGUCUCCUAAUCUGUGGACAAAGACACUUCUCCACCUAAUCUGAAGAUGCUGAGGCCUGUCUCCUAGUCUGUGGACAAAGACACUUCUCCACCUAAUCUGAAGAUGCUGAGGCCUGUCUCCUAGUCUGUGGACAAAGACACUUCUCCACCUAAUCUAAAGAUGCUGAGGCCUGUCUCCUAGUCUGUGGACAAAGACACUUCUCCACCUAAUCUGAAGAUGCUGAGGCCUGUCUCCUAGUCUGUGGACAAAGACACUUCUCCACCUAAUCUGAAGAUGCUGAGGCCUGUCUCCUAGUCUGUGGACAAAGACACUUAAAUGAUUGUAAUGGAAAUGUUUAUGUUUGUGCUAUUCUUUUAACACAUGUCUGUGUUUUAUUCAUGUGCUGUUCUAUAAACCAAUGUGUGUUCAUUAAGUGGCUGACUGUACAAAUCCUCAUUAUCAGUAGCUGUAAUUUGGCAGUAAGGCCAGACGUUGGUUUGAGAAGGAGAUAUCUCAGUUUCAAGGUCUCAGUUUAGAGAGAAUAAGACUGGUGAGGUGUUGGUCUGUCAAAUGUUAUGUGAUAAAUAUAAUAUAAUAAUAUAUCUGUGUAUAGCAUAUAUAAGACAACUGCUGGGUCUGACCAGGUAGAGCUCCUGAUUGACAUGUGUAUUAUGGUUCAUUGAGUUGAGUCUGAUCAGGGAGAGCUCCUGAUUGACAUGUGUAUUAUGGUACAUUGAGUUGAGUCUGACCAGGGAGAGCUCCUGAUUGACAUGUGUACUAUGGUUCAUUGAGUUGGGUCUGACCAGGGAGAGCUUCCCAUUAAGAGUAGAAACCUUCUCUGUUCACAUUGUCUAUCACCUUCACAUUAAGAGUAGAAACCUUCUCUGUUCACAUAGUCUAUCACCUUCACAUUAAGAGUAGAAACCUUCUCUGUUCACAUAGUCUAUCACCUUCACAUUAAGAGUAGAAGCCUUCUCUGUUCACAUAGCCUAGUUGAACUCGUUUUUGGAUGGUGCUCUUAUGGCGAUGUGGCUACCGUCUAUUUCUCCAUUCGUAUUUGGGAACCCAUUGAUGGCAAAGAAACCCCUCUUAACCUGUUGCGUGUGUGAGAUGCCUCUGGCUGAAAAGUUCCCCCUGCCACCUCUACACUCUAACCACUAGGCUACCCUGCCGCCUCUACACUCUAACCACUAGGCUACCUGCCUCCUCUACACUCUAACCACUAGGCUACCCUGCCGCCUCUACACUCUAACCACUAGGCUACCUGCCUCCUCUACACUCUAACCACUAGGCUACCCUGCCGCCUCUACACUCUAACCACUAGGCUACCUGCCGCCUCUACACUCUAACCACUAGGCUACCUGCCUCCUCUACACUCUAACCACUAGACUACCUGCCUCCUCUACACUCUAACCACUAGGCUACCCUGCCGCCUCUACACUCUAACCACUAGGCUACCUGCCUCCUCUACACUCUAACCACUAGGCUACCUGCCUCCUCUACACUCUAACCACUAGGCUACCCUGCCGCCUCUACACUCUAACCACUAGACUACCUGCCUCCUCUACACUCUAACCACUAGGCUACCUGCCUCCUCUACACUCUAACCACUAGGCUACCCUGCCGCCUCUACACUCUAACCACUAGGCUACCUGCCUCCUCUACACUCUAACCACUAGGCUACCCUGCCGCCUCUACACUCUAACCACUAGGCUACCCUGCCGCCCAGUGUGUGAGAUGCCUCUGGCUGAAAAGUUCCCCUGGGCCAAAAACCCGAGGGAUUGAUUUGGAUGCAGCGGUGCCAAAUCUUCCAACAGAUCAGAUCAGACAUCUCUCAUUGUGUUUCCAUUAUCUCAGUCUGUUAUAGUAUUUACCGGGUAGUUGACCUUUCACACGUUCCUCUAAUUUAACACAUUACUGGCCUUUAUGUGGAUUAUUAUCAAAUGACCUGAUCAGAUUAUAUACAGCCUGUCAAGACAUGUUGAAUUCACAAAUAAAUAAAACAAUAAUGGCAUUA
Oncorhynchus kisutch (coho salmon) is the source of this 7830-nucleotide messenger RNA. RefSeq names its product NACHT, LRR and PYD domains-containing protein 5-like. Gene Ontology annotation, biological process: regulation of apoptotic process. Gene Ontology annotation, molecular function: protein binding. The record is from RefSeq and is a predicted model, not a curated record. Bases 155 to 5815 code for a protein of 1886 amino acids. Lineage: Eukaryota; Metazoa; Chordata; Actinopteri; Salmoniformes; Salmonidae. The transcript is spliced from 21 exons.